AUGUACUGGAAAAAACAACAACAUUCAAAGAUCAUGGAGCAGCACUGAGGGUCUUUUGGUCAGUCAUAUCCGCCUGAAAUGGAUGAAGGCAGCAUCAGGAAGGAGUCGCAGAACGGCUCCAGCAGUCACAUCAGGGAUGUUGGGACUGAAGAGCAACAGCCUGCCAAGGCUACUGUGCUUCAAAAAGAUGUGGGUCUGCUCAGUGGCAUCUGUCUGAUUGUGGGGACAAUGAUCGGCUCAGGAAUCUUCAUUUCUCCUAAAUCUGUUCUGCUGUACUCUGGAGCUGUGGGACCCUGCCUCGUCAUCUGGGCGGCAUGUGGCGUCUUAGCCACUCUGGGAGCACUGUGCUAUGCUGAGCUUGGCACCAUGAUCACCAAAUCGGGGGCAGAGUAUUCGUAUUUGAUGGCGGCUUAUGGCUCAGUUGUGGCCUACCUUUUCUCCUGGACCACGGUCAUGGUGCUCAAGCCCUCCGCCUUUGCCAUCAUCACGCUGAGCUUUGCAGAAUACGCCUCCACUCCUUUCUACCCUGGCUGUACUCCUCCUGUUAUUGUCACCAAGUGUCUGUCAGCAGCAGCAAUAUUGUUGAUCGUAGCUGUUAAUUGUUUGAGUGUGAAACUGGCGAGGUAUGUGCAGAACUUCUUCACUGCAGCCAAGCUCUUCAUCAUUUUAGUCAUAGUGGUUGCUGGCAUCGUUGUGCUGGCACAAGGAAAAACUGAGAAUCUGUCGAAUGCAUUUGAUGGAACACCUUCAUCUGUGGGAGCGAUCGGGCUUGCAUUUUAUAAUGGGCUUUUUGCGUAUGAUGGAUGGAAUCAACUAAAUUUUAUUACAGAAGAGCUGAAAGACCCAUACAGGAACUUGCCUCUGGCCAUCAUCAUUGGGAUCCCUUUAGUGUCUGUGUGUUAUGUGCUGGUCAACAUCGCUUACUUCAGUGUCAUGACCCCCACUGAACUCCUGCAGUCUCCGGCCGUUGCUGUGACUUUUGGAGACAGAGUCCUUUACCCUCUUUCCUGGGUUGUUCCUCUCUUUGUUGUCUUCUCUACAUUUGGAGCUGCCAAUGGAAGCUGCUUCACUGCUGGCAGGCUGGCCUAUGUGUCUGGCAGAGAGGGUCACAUGGUGAAAAUCUUGUCCUACAUUAGUCUAAAGUACUACACCCCAUCCCCUGCUCUCAUAUUCAAUGGUAUGUUGGCUAUUUGCUACAUUAUCCCAGCAGACAUCAACACUCUCAUAAACUACUUCAGCUUUGCUACAUGGGGGUUUUAUGGACUGGCAGCACUGGCUCUCAUAGUCAUGCGCUUCACCAGGAAGGAUCUCCACAGACCAGUGAAGGUACCGAUUGUGAUACCCGGCCUGAUGGUCCUUGUGUCCUGCUACUUAGUCUUGGCUCCUAUUAUUGAUAAGCCAGAACUGGAGUACCUCUACUGUGCUAUCUUCAUCUUCAGUGGACUACUCCUCUACUACCCUCUCAUCCAUCUAAAGGUCAAAUGGGCAAGAAAAAUCAUGAGUCCCAUCACCAUGCAUCUCCAGCUGCUGAUGGAGGUAGUUCCUCCAGAGAAAACCGAAUGAGAAGCCACCGCUCUGACAACCAGGUCUGGUUUUAAAAAAGGGGGUUAGAAAUUUGGUGCCCAGACUGGAUCAAGCCGAACAUCAGAGCUCUACUCUGUUGAAAAGCUGCAGAUAUAAAAGUUAAACGUGAUGCACUGGGUUGUUGAGCCCCUGUACAGGUGAUGGAUGAAAUCAUUUGUCUUGUGGGUUCACAGAAGAAGAAGAAGAAAGGAUGAGUGUUUUUAGAGUGUGCCCUAUAGGAGCAGCUCUGCUGUUUAUAAAAUGAACAUAGAAGUGUAAAUGUAAGGUUUAGAAGAUGUCUUUCCUUCAAAAAGAAAUAAAUCGCUUACUUACCAAAACCCUUCCUGUGAUGUGAAGGUACCAAAAUAAAACACAGAAUGUUAGGUA
Molecule: messenger RNA, 1950 nt
Organism: Labrus mixtus (cuckoo wrasse)
Lineage: Eukaryota; Metazoa; Chordata; Actinopteri; Labriformes; Labridae
Gene: slc7a9
Product: solute carrier family 7 member 9
Exons: 13
Coding region: 79-1563 (494 amino acids)
Biological process (GO): amino acid transmembrane transport
Cellular component (GO): membrane
Molecular function (GO): L-amino acid transmembrane transporter activity
Source: RefSeq, a predicted model, not a curated record